Messenger RNA from Thermochaetoides thermophila DSM 1495, 558 nucleotides. RefSeq lists its product as uncharacterized. Lineage: Eukaryota; Fungi; Ascomycota; Sordariomycetes; Sordariales; Chaetomiaceae. The transcript is spliced from 2 exons. The coding region runs from base 1 to 558 and encodes 185 amino acids. The record is from RefSeq and is a predicted model, not a curated record.
AUGAAGUUCCUCACUUUCCUUACUCUUGGUGUUGGCUUUGCCGCUGCAGAACGUCAAAACCCCUCGGCCUGCUUCAUCAUUGGCAACCAACAACUCCCCAAGGAAACUGCUGAUAUAACCAACCAGAUUAAGGACCGGAUCAGCUGCAACCCCCGCCGCACUACACUUUCUGGAGUACCUGAUGUGUCCUCGGGUGGCAUCACGUUCUCAUCCAUCAACUUUGCCACAUCCUCACAGACGCCUCUCCAAUUUGCCCUGAGUAGAUUCGCAACCCCUACCCCGCUGCGGAACGCCGAUCUUGCUACCUUCCAAAAGCAACUUGACGUCUAUCUGGCCACUGAAGCUGGUAUUCGGUCCGUUGGCGGCAACCUUGCCAUCAAGCUGCCAAAGUUCUUCCUACAGUUCCAAGUCUCACGCAUCCAAACGGCACAGGGUAAUCCACCCACAGCUCCUGGUCUCCAGGUCAACCAUUUGUUGGAGAAGGUGCUCAAGAACGCUCCUAGGGAGAGCGAGGAGCUAAAAAAUCAAGUCGGGGCUCUUGCUCGAAUUCUGUCCUAA